Molecule: messenger RNA, 1971 nt
Organism: Calypte anna (Anna's hummingbird)
Lineage: Eukaryota; Metazoa; Chordata; Aves; Apodiformes; Trochilidae
Gene: TMEM59
Product: transmembrane protein 59
Exons: 8
Coding region: 40-1155 (371 amino acids)
Biological process (GO): positive regulation of autophagy
Cellular component (GO): lysosome; late endosome
Source: RefSeq, a predicted model, not a curated record
CCUUUUCCGCCGUGUAGUUCCCGCCGGCGGGGAACCCCUAUGGGUUGGCUGGAGCUGCCCGGCGGCGCGGACUACAUCUCCCAGCGGGCUCUGCGCGGAGUGGACGAGAAGGCUUUAAUCUCGCGAGAAGCCGCCACCGCCCGUUGCCGUCGGUGGGGGCUCAAGAUGGCGGCGCGGCGGGGCGGCCUCCUCUGCCUCCCUCUGGCCCUGACGCUCCUGUUCGGUGGCAGCAGCGGCAGCAGCAGCGCUGGGGCGGUCGAGUCGCUGCCCGUCGCCUCCUCCGAGCCCUUUGACUCCGUCUUGGGCAACACGGCGUCGUGUCACCGCGCCUGCCAGCUGACCUACUCCCUGCACACCUACCCCAAGGAAGAGGAGCUGUACGCCUGCCAGCGAGGCUGCAGACUGUUUUCCAUUUGUCAGUUUGUGGAUGAUGGCAUCGAUUUGAAUCGAACCAAACUGGAAUGUGACUCUGCCUGUACUGAAGCAUACUCCCAAUCUGAUGAACAAUAUGCUUGCCAUCUUGGAUGCCAGAACCAAUUGCCAUUUGCUGAGUUAAGGCAAGAGCAACUAAUGUCCCUGAUGCCAAGAAUUCAUCUCCUCUUUCCUCUGACACUGGUGAGAUCAUUCUGGAGUGACAUGAUGGAUUCUGCUCAGAGCUUUAUAACAUCCUCAUGGACUUUCUACCUUCAAGCAGAUGAUGGCAAAAUUGUCAUAUUCCAGUCAAAGCCAGAAGUACAGUAUGUUCCACAGCUUGAUCAGGAACCUGGAGAUUCAAAAGGAUCCUUGUCAAUGAGUAAAGCAGCCUCAGCUGCACAUCCAGGAAGCUCCCAGACAUACCAAGGACUCUUUGAAGAGAGAGAAAAUGACAGCUUGUUCAAGUGUCUCUCCAUAAAUUCCAGUUGGAUUUUAACCACCACACUCGUCCUGUCAGUGCUGGUGCUGCUCUGGAUUUGUUGUGCAACUGUAGCUACAGCUGUAGAGCAGUAUGUUCCAUCUGAGAAGCUGAGCAUCUAUGGAGAUUUGGAAUACAUGAAUGAGCAAAAACUGAACAAAUACCCAUCCUCUGCACUUGUUGUGGUUAGAUGCAAGACUGAGGAACACGAAGAAGCAGGACCUCUUCCUACAAAAGUCAAUCUGGCUCAGUCAGCAAUUUAAAUAAGUCUCCUGUGGAACCAAUAGACUAAUUCUAACAGAGCUAGCAACUCCUGAUUUUAUUUUUUUUUUGUGAUGGUUCUUCAGAUAAGAAGCUUAGCAGCCAGUCUUUAAAUGCAAAUAAAGUUACAGAAUCAACAAAUGCCAUGGGAUUGUGUUUUCAGCUAGUAAUGAAGAUUGACAUCUUGAAUUUAUGUUUGUUUCCAGACAGUCACUUCUCAGCUGUGUUUGCUGUGUGUCUUUUUGCUUACAAGAGCUGUAAGCUGCUUUCUGUACUGUUCCCAUGACACUUCCAGACUUCUUUCUGUGUUCUAGGAUGUAAUGUGUACAGUCAGAGUUAGCUUUGUAAAGGUGUAAGAAAUUUUAAGUAGGCAGGAGCUGCCUUUUUAGUGUCGCACUUUCUGUUCUAGUUAAGAGAAUAUAUUAUAAAAUUAUUGGUUCUUUUUUUUUUUUUUUAAUUUGUUAAUGUCCAUGCACAAACAACCCUGUCUCCAGAAACAGAAAUAUUUUUUUUCUACAGCGUGGCAAUAUCCAAGAUGGAAAGGAUUUGUGAGAUACUGUUGGCUAGAACUCAGUUUGUGAGAGGUGGAAGCUGUUAAAACUUAGACAUAUCCCUUCAGAGAAUAUAACACGGUUAAUUAUUUUGUCAGACUUUAGCCUUUUAGUCUUAAAUUGCUUGUAAAGUUAGAGCCUGUGUUUUCUGAAGAAAUUAAUCUUUCUGUUCUUGAUUAACUAUUCCAGCCGUGUAACUUCAUUUACAGAAACAAGCUGAUUCCUUAGAGAUGAGAACAGAUAAAUAAAAUUAACUGUACAGAGAAC